Messenger RNA from Rhineura floridana, 6346 nucleotides. RefSeq names its product DnaJ heat shock protein family (Hsp40) member C15 (gene DNAJC15). The transcript has 7 exons. Lineage: Eukaryota; Metazoa; Chordata; Lepidosauria; Squamata; Rhineuridae. Gene Ontology annotation, molecular function: ATPase activator activity. The record is from RefSeq and is a predicted model, not a curated record. Bases 461 to 808 code for a protein of 115 amino acids. Gene Ontology annotation, cellular component: PAM complex, Tim23 associated import motor. Gene Ontology annotation, biological process: protein import into mitochondrial matrix.
CGCGUGAUGGUGGGCGUGGGUCGUCACGCCUUUUAGGGAACUGUAUUUGUUUUAGCUUGGUUAUUUAGUAGACGUUCACUCCGGCCGUCACGAAUCCCCCUUCGUAGGAGGAGGUGGGGGGGGGAGACUUUAGUUUUUUAAGACAGCUUCAUUGAAAGGCAGAAAAUCCGCAGAAGAAAGGGGUUACCUAUUUAAUUUCUGCCUACCCUAUUGCUGUUAUAAAGGCACAAGUACUCCUCGCAGCGCUGCUUCCCACUUCACCUGGAGGAAGGAGUAUAGCUGAUCUUGCUCCUGCUCCUCAGGUUACUUUAGAGCAGAAGUCUUUAACCUUUACAGGAGCUAUCUAGGACCCAGCAGACACCAGGGGAAAAAAAUUCGGGGAGGAGUACAGAAGAGGCAAAAAUAUUUCUAGUGGCACGCUGAACCUUUCCUUGAGCUUCUGUGUGGAUCAUGGCAUGAAAUGGCUCGAUCUAUGAUAACCAUUGGCCUUGGUGUUGCAGCUGUUGCUUUUGCUGGUCGUUAUGCGUUCCAGCUCUGGAAACCACUAGAACAAGUCAUCACAGAAACUGCAAGAAAAAAUUCAACUGCUAAUCUUUCUUCCUAUUAUAAAGGCGGAUUUGAACAGAAAAUGAAUCAUCGAGAAGCUAGUCUUAUUUUAGGCAUAAGCCCGUCUGCUGGCAAGGCCAAGAUUAGAACUGCUCACAGACGAAUUAUGCUUUUGAAUCACCCUGAUAAAGGUGGCUCUCCUUACUUAGCAACAAAAAUCAAUGAAGCAAAGGACUUCUUGGAAUCAAGCAAUAAACAUUAGGGCUCCUGGAUUUUUUUGAGAAAUGCAAAACGUUUUAUUAACAUCCAGGAAACAUUGUAGGCCAUGCAAUGGCUUCUUCUGUAAGAACCUUCUUGUUUGGUAUUGGAUGACAAUGUUGGAUAUAGUCUUCAUCUGCAGUUUAUUAUUAAAGUUCAAGAACACUUGAAGUUGCGGUUUCAGGUUUUUAAUAAUACAAUUCGUUUUCUACAUUCAAAACCUCACUUGUGCCAUUCUUGUAGGAAAGCACAUUUACAUGGAUAUUAAACACCUUUGCUCCCUCAGUGCCACUUACAUCUGCCCCCAGGAGCCAAAACUGUCUAAGACAUCAGCACUGGCAGCCUCUCCUAUGAGAUACUAACAUCUGGCUGCUCUGGCAGCUAUUUCCGCUGAGAUCUGCUGUGGCACAGAGCUUCAAAAGCAGAGUAGCAGGUAGAACAUAUGAGGGCUGGAAGAAAACGUAUCCAUCUUUGAACCUCUCUAGUAACUUGUCUGUUCUGAUGUAUUUUAAAUGUAUUAUAAGCCACCUUGAGGUUAGUAAGCAAGAUAUAAAUAUUAUACUUGAAGCAUAAUGUAAUCUUGCAAAAAAAGUUACAAGAUCGGUGCUAUCACUUUUCAUUGUCUGUAAAGCAUAAGGACCUCCUUCACAUUAUUUCUGUAUUAUCCUUUAAAGGGAGUGACAGUUGCACCACUGUGCAUCAUGGAUAAAGUGUGAACUUAGACCUGAUUUCUCUUGCUAUGAAGCUCGUAUCCCUGGGUGGCCUUAACCCAGGGGUGGGUGCUUGAGAUCAGGGGGCCAAAUACUACAUUCCAGACUUCUGUGUCUGGCCCUUACCAUUGGAACCCUCCUGAGACCACAAUCUUCACUACUCCUGCUCCACACCCUCUUCAGUUGUUUUUCCCUGACUAGAAUGUGCCCUUGAACUGUGAUAAUGAUCUUACUUGUUUGGAUGGAAGAUGGAGAAGGGUGUGUGUAGAGGUAGAACCCAAUGACUUGUGUGGUUGAAAUAUAGCCUAAUAUGCAAAGGCAACAGUUAGAUCCAUUGUUCCACCACAUUUCCCUCCCCCUCUCCAUCACUGGAAUGUGGAACAGGCCCUCGGCAUGUUCCCCACCCCUGGCUUGGGCAAAUCACUUUCUCUCGUCACAGUCUAACUGAUUGGGUUUUGAGCUCCCUAGAGGAAGAACCAGGAAACGUGCUUAAAUAAAAAGAUGAUAUCUUUACAUUUUAAGAUUAUCUCUAUUCUUUUGUUUAAUCCUUUGGUGUGGCGUAAGAGAUGUGUUACCUAUGUCACUCUUUCUGAACUCCCCCUCCUUUUUUUUUUCUUUAAACUUAUUUCUUCUGCGGACCCCAACUGAACACCAGCAAUCUCGGAUAAUGUUAAAAUACCUUUGUACAUGCAUGAAGGAUUUGUAGACUGUACUAAUUCCUACACUGACAUUUGCAGAGAAAUAGAGCAGGAUCUCUGACAUGCAGAGCCUCCCUCCUCAAGCCACACACAGGUAAACACAAGAACAAAGCCUCAGGUCUUCUGAACUCUCCUUUUGGCAUGCUUUGGUUACCAUGACUCAUUAACUAGGCCUUGGAGUGCAACUAUCCACUAGCAUAUCUACCUUUUUAUCUAAAUGCUAAUUUAUCUUUCACUCAUUAUUUUUAAGACAUACUUGAAAUGUUACCAAAUUCUUGCUAAUGUUGAUUGUUCUAAUAUAUUUUUCAUAUGCCUGAAAAUCAUUUACCUUCUGAAAAAAGUUACCUUCUGUGUGUUUUUGUAUUUUUGUAAAAAUCCAAACACGUGUAAGUUGUCUUGUUUUAUUCAGUCUGUGAUAUUUUUUUGCCUCAAUGUCUGUUCUUUAUUUGCCUUAAAAGUACUUUUAAAUGAAUACCUGAAAAUCUUAAAUGUUCAUUGAAGAUUUGAUUUACUUUUCACUAAUGUGGCAGGUGUGAGAGGAAAAGUGAAUUUUCUUUGUCCUUAGUGGAAUCUGUAUGUGAUCUGGCCUGUUGCCCAAAAGCAAAAUUGCCCUGGUAGGCAAUGAAAAUGUUCUCUUGACUGAGUUUAUGAGCUAAUGAGAGUUGCUGUUUCUCUCUGAAUGCUCUUGUUGCUGAGGAAAAUAAUUUAUGAAAGCUCACAUAAAAUUUUUAAUGGAAACAUAAAUACAUGUAAAACUGCUAAUACUGCUUUGUACUUUGUAAAUUAACCUGCCCUUUGCUGGUGUUAUUCCCUUCUCCUUGUUCUGUGUUUUUUGCCUUCUUGUGUUUUACUUAACUGUGGCUGUCCACCCUAGUAUUUCUGACUUCCUUUUGAAGGUUGGUAAUGAGUUCCCCCCCUCUUAUCUAUUUUCCAAAUUUCCUUUAGAUUAGGCUAGAUUUUAGAUUACAAUAGAUUACAAGGUCUCCAUGUAUCCUUGUUAGAAGCUAGAUUUUAUUAAUCUAAAUGCCUAUGACAUGAGGAUAAAGGAAACAUGGGCUAAGUGUAAAUUCUGAGGUUCUUUUCAACUCCACUUCUUCAAAAUGAGAAAAACAUCAAACCCAAAGUAACGACUGUGGGGACAGGAGCAUUAGACUACUGUAGGUGUUUCCUUUUCUCCAUGCUACUAACUAAAUCCUAACUAAGCAAUACUUAAAUCAUAACCACUAAACCCAAUGAAAGAUGGGCAGAUAGACAGCUCUAAUCCAUGUAUUUGACUUCCAUGAUUGAGCACUGAGCACACAUUUAAUAGUGUGUGAAAGGAGGGAUUUCAGCAGGUGAAGUUUUUUCUCAUUCCUACAAUUACCUCUUCUUUACAAAUAUUAAAGGUAAAGGCACCUUGUCCUAUUCUGUCUGAUAAUGACAGCCUGCCCCUUGGUAGGAAUUAGUAACCGGAAUAAUUAUCCUAUUAUUCUGGCAUUUAAGCUGCCUAUUAUUUUCCAGACUUAUCAAAAUAGCAGUUUUUAUCUAUACAGCCCUAAUAAACUGCAUCUUUUUGUCCCAUCACAAUUUCUCAACAUAAGAAUACCUUCUUAACUAGCCUUUCCCACACUUGGGUCCCUGGAUGUUGUUGGACUACAAUUCCCAUCACCCCAGCCAUCAGGAAUGAUGGGAACUGUGAUCCAGCAACGUCAGGGACCAUCCAUCAAGAGCUCCAUGGAGAAACUUCUGCGAUAGCUGCUGCAUCACUGUUAAGCUAUCGUGGAGAGAGUCUGAAUAUCUUUCAGAAAGAUUGCAUGCUCUUUUAUUUUGAUUUUUCUUAGUCAUGGUUUUCAGUCUGAUUUUGGAAAUGGACUGCCUUCAAGUCGAUCUGACUUAUGGUGACCCUAUGAAUAGGGUUUUCAUGGUAAGUGCUAUUCAGGAGUGGUUUACCAUUGCCUUCCUCUGAGGCUGAGAGGCAGUGACUGGCCCAAGGUCACCCAGUGAGCUUCAUGGCUGUGUGAGGAUUCAAACCCUGGUCUCCCAGGUCCUAAUCCAACACUUUAAUCACUACGCCACACUGGCUCUCUGUCUGAUUUUACAGGACACUUUUUAAGCUGCAGUCCUGUGCACAUUUGGCUGUGAGUAAGUCCUAUUGACGUCAGUGGGGCUUGCUGUUGAGCAGACACACCCAGUAUUAUAUUGUACAUGAAGACUGGUGUAGCAUAGUUUGAAUCUUGCAUGCACUCGGCAAGUAGUCUUAAGUGAGCAACCUUCAGCUUUAGCUGUCCCCCACCAUCUGCAAUAUGGGGAUAUCAAAACUUCCCUACCUUACAAGAAUAGCAAGAUAAAUGUUAGAGAAGAUUCUCAAGUGUGACAUACUAAGUAAUAGUGAAUGUGCUGAUGCUAUUGUGCUGCUUUAAAAUCACAAGCAGUUCUUAAACCUAGGAGCGAAAUGGGAAUAAAUUUGAGAAAGUCAGCCUGGCAAGCAACUCUUCAAAAUUUAGGAUUGUAGUCUUUGCAGAUCUCAAAACAAAACUGAAUCUUACAAAGAAUUGUGAAAGUGCAAAGGACAACACUGAAGCUGGAGAUUCAGCAGCACAGUGGGGGAAAGUGUUAAGCCAGAAAAUCUGUUUCCCUUGCGAUUACAAUAUAGCCACUGUUUUGUCUCAAUUUCAAUGAGAAGUGCAGAGACCCUUUCUGUUUAAUUAGGAAAUGUGGUCUGUAAAGAAACCAUUGGCCUGAAAUGAAAAGAAAAUGCCUGUUAGAUGUCAUGACAUGAGCGGCCUAGUUAGCGGAACUUAGCAGCCAGUCAGUCAGUAAACACUCAGUCCUUCCUUUGGUGGGAAUCACUGUUAAGUGUAAAUUGCUUUAGGGGACAAAUUGAUUCAGUAAGUGAGGUGUGAAGAUUUGAGUCCUAAGGUUACUGACUGUGGUUCAAGUUCUUUCAAUUAAAUGAUGGAAUACAAUGUUUUUCCUACAAGCACAAUUUGAGGCAACAGUACAUUUAUUUGUGCUGAACCUAAGUUCUUACAGAAAAAAUAUUUUGAGCUAAUUAGCUGGUAUUUCUCUAUUGAUUUCCCUAGUUAAACAUAAACUGUUUGGAGAUUGUGUUGCAUUUCACCUCACCUUCUGACUAGGCCAUUGAACUGGGAGUCUUAUCAGGCCACCCCUAUAUAUUUAAGAUUGUAGAGGUAGCCAGUUCAGACUGACUUAAAAUCAUAUGAUCCCUUAAUAGUAUUGGGGGAGUUUAUUUACCUUCUGGUAUUUGUGCCUUCAGGAACAACAUUUAGAAACAGAGAGCUGAGUGGAGUAAUGGUUUCACUUAAGGUACCCUUUCUGCAUCAACCUAUUUGCAAGUUACAACGUAUUCUUGAAUAUCCCAAGGCACUUUCAAUUUACACAACACUGGUGAAGUCCAAUAGUGUACAGUAGUUGUAAAUUCAGAAGUGCAGAGUCCCUUCAUGAUAGACAAAGCCAUGCCCCCUUUUUUGCUGCUUGGUGGAGAAUGAGACCCUUGUUAAUGCCUUUUUCCACAAUAACAGAUGUCCCCAGGAGUCACUAAGCAUGUGUGGUAGGAUUUACAAUUCCAUGCCUUUAUGAUUUGCUCCAGGGAGAAAGGUGUCUUAUGGGCCUCAAGUUAGCUUCAGUCAUGCUGCUUGCAAAGCCUCAUAUUAAAGCAAUAUAAUGCAGCUUACCUAAAAAUGAAACUAAGCUAAGAGAUAGGGAACAGGGAAGUUGCGAAAGAUCUAAAGCCUGCUGUUUAGAGAUGCUUGGUUUAAAUGCAGAUCAUGGUUAUGUUAGGUGCGUCUGAAGAAAUAUUUCACAUCUCUGGUUGUAAACCCACCGGGUAGGAGAUCUUAGGAUGAAGUGAUUGAACUGCCCAAUAUGGGAAGAUAGGCAGGUAACCACCUGACACAUGGAUAGGGCAGGGUCUAAACAGGUAAAGUGAACCACCCAGAAUAGGUCAGAAGGUGUAUGAUACUGCUAAAUAUGGUAAUAACGUAUGCUUUUGGGUUGGGAUAAAUGUAUAACGUGUAAUCCCUUUAUACAUCUCUGCUUGGUUUCUUUUGGGCAGAGAAGGUUCUUCGUAGCCUCUCUCCCAAUGAUCAUUGGUCUGUAUCUUUCAAUAAACUCUGUCCUUUGGAGCACAAUAAA